AUUAUCAACAACCCUACUUGAAUCCCAUCGCCUAGAAAAAUUAAAACUUGCAGGUGUUGAAAGAUUUGGGAAAUUCACGUUGAAAACAUAUUCUAUAACUUGUUUUAUCUGUGAAGGAGCUAACAUUAGUCAAAAUGGCACAAAUGGACAUGGAAUUGAAGAAGGCCUUCACCGAGAUGCAGAUCAAUAAGCUUGAGACGACGAAAAAGAUCAACAUGAUCGACAUGAAGUGUGACAUGGUUAAGACCGGCAAGCACAAGUACCAGCUUACGGAGAAGGGCACCAGCAAUCUGUCCGACGACACAAGGGUUUACCAGUCAGUGGGACGGAUGUUCCUCCUGACCGAUGUACAAAACAUGAGAGACGACCUCAAAGCCAAGCAGGAGAAGUGCGAUAAGGCGAUAGAGCUGCUCGAGAAGAAGAAGGAAUUCCUGCAGAAGUCUCUUAAAGAUCAGGAGGACGGCCUCCGCGAGUUAGUGCAACAACGAAAAGAGGCCGAUGUUGCUUCUAAAUAGUUUCCUUUCCGGCAUUUAAACCACACACCCACAAGAUAACACAUUGUGCUUAUUUAUUUUCAAUAUAAUUGUCCAAAUCGAAA
This is a messenger RNA of Drosophila ananassae, 598 nucleotides long. It is a transcript of the gene Pfdn1, whose product is annotated as prefoldin subunit 1. The record is from RefSeq and is a predicted model, not a curated record. The coding region runs from base 135 to 515 and encodes 126 amino acids. Gene Ontology annotation, molecular function: protein folding chaperone. Gene Ontology annotation, biological process: protein folding. NCBI's taxonomy places the organism in Eukaryota, Metazoa, Arthropoda, Insecta, Diptera, Drosophilidae. Gene Ontology annotation, cellular component: cytoplasm; prefoldin complex. The transcript is spliced from 3 exons.